Messenger RNA from Spizellomyces punctatus DAOM BR117, 3532 nucleotides. Its product is annotated as DNA polymerase (pol2), variant. Gene Ontology annotation, molecular function: nucleotide binding; 3'-5'-DNA exonuclease activity; DNA-directed DNA polymerase activity. Bases 436 to 3363 code for a protein of 975 amino acids. Gene Ontology annotation, biological process: DNA-templated DNA replication; base-excision repair, gap-filling; nucleotide-excision repair, DNA gap filling. Gene Ontology annotation, cellular component: delta DNA polymerase complex. The record is from RefSeq and is a predicted model, not a curated record. Lineage: Eukaryota; Fungi; Chytridiomycota; Chytridiomycetes; Spizellomycetales; Spizellomycetaceae. The transcript has 23 exons.
UGAGUUCCGACCAACACGACGUUUGCAGAUCUUGGCCGACAAACAGGAUAGAAAACAUGGUUCACGUAACGCCAGCUAAGCGGAAGGAAGAGGACGGAAUAGCAAUUGACACACAUCAAGGUUUUGCAUCUCAGUCCCCGCAUUCUCGUACCCCGAACUCCAUCCCAUCUCUCAAAAAGCGCAAAAGCAAUGUCACAGCGCUCUUGGGCGCUGCACCGUCGUUUGAGGAACAGCUGGAAAAACUGUCUCAAAACACGGUGAAAGUCUUCUGCAGUUGAAAAGUAUGAGCUUACCUGGCCGCGCCCAAACCUACCUCCAAUAGACCCGACAAAGGACCCCAUUGUGUUUCAACAAAUUGAGAUUGACGAUACGGUGGAAGGUUAUGCAGCUGGCCUUCGAAAUCCUUAUUGUUUAGAUCAUGGGUCCACACUUCGUAUGUACGGGACAACUAUGGAAGGACAUAGUGUAACCUGCCACGUUCACGGUUUUCUCCCAUACUUUUACGUGCCCGCACCAAUGAACUAUCGUCCCGAAAAUAAGAAUGAUUUGCUGCUAGCUAUCAACAAUUAUGUACGACCCGCCAAAAGCAGUUCAGGGGGCCCCGUUGUGGAUAUUGAUAUGGUGAUGAAAUCCAGUAUCUAUGGCUACCAUGGACCGAAGAAAGCUCUAUUUUUGAGAAUUAUUGUACGUCUGGCGUCUUAUCUUCCGGCCGCGAAGCGAAUAUUCAGGGACGGGUUCGACGUGCAUGGACUUGGAAGAGUUGUGUGUGAUCCCACUUAUGAAAGCAACAUUCCGUACCCUUUGAGAUUUAUGAUCGACACAAAAAUACAAGGAGCUAGUUGGGUCGAACUUUCCCCGAAGACGUAUCGUAUAAGGACGGCCAAUAAUAGGACAUCCACUUCGCAACUAGAAGUAGACGUGUACACGGAUGAUAUUGUAGCACAUCAACCAGAGGGGGAUUGGCAAAAGAUUGCUCCAUUGCGAAUUCUGAGUUUCGAUAUCGAAUGUGCGGGGCGUAAGGGUGUUUUUCCUGAUGCGAAUGUCGAUCCUGUCAUUCAAAUCGCAAACAUGGUUACACUUCAAGGGGAGACUCGUCCAUUCAUUCGAAACGUUCUGACAUUAAAGAAGUGUGCGAAUAUCGUUGGAACUCACACAAUGAGCUUUGAGCGCGAGGAAGAGCUCUUAAAAACAUGGAGCGAGUUUGUCGUUACAAUGGAUCCAGACAUCAUCAUCGGCUACAACAUCAAUGGGUUUGAUUUCCCCUACCUCUUGGACCGAGCCAAGGCCUUGAACGUCAAAGAUUUCCCUUUUUUGGGUCGCAUUAUAGGCUCCCAAACUUGUGCCAAGGACAGUCGCUUCUCGUCGAAAGGUCUGGGCACGCGCGAUACGAAAUCUAUCAAUCUGGAAGGACGAUUGCAAAUGGAUCUCUUGCAGGUUAUGCAAAGAGACUAUAAGCUAAGAUCAUAUACGUUGAACUCCGUUUGUGCGCAUUUCUUGGGUGAGCAAAAGGAAGAUGUACAUCAUUCCAUUAUCACAGACCUUCAAAAUGGAAAUGAUGAGACCCGACGUCGUCUGGCAAUUUACUGCCUAAAGGACGCGUAUCUACCACAACGACUCUUGGAUAAACUCAUGUGUGUCAUCAACUACAUGGAAAUGGCUAGAGUCACUGGAGUCCCUUUCAACUACUUGCUCACAAGAGGGCAGCAAAUCAAAGUUGUCUCACAACUGUACCGUAAAGCAAAGACGGAAGAUUUGCUUAUUCCUGCUCUGGAGGUUGAGGGAUCAGAAGACGUUCAAUACGAGGGAGCCACUGUCAUUGAGCCGGAAAAGGGCUUUUACGAAUUGCCCAUUGCGACUCUGGAUUUCACCUCCCUAUAUCCAUCUAUCAUGAUGGCGCACAAUCUCUGUUACUCUACUUGGCUGCGGGAUGUGCGAACGGCUGAACAACAUGGAUUGGUACGAGACAAAGACUACAAGGUGACUCCCGAUAAUGCACUUUUUGUCAAUCCAUCAGUGCGCAAAGGAAUCCUGCCGACUAUCUUGGAGGAUCUGAUUGCUGCUCGGAAGAGGGCAAAGGGAGACUUAAAGAAAGAGACAGACCCUUUCAAACGAGCGGUUCUCGAUGGACGUCAACUGGCCCUUAAAAUCAGCGCCAACUCCGUUUAUGGGUUUACCGGUGCGACCAUCGGAAAACUACCUCUCCUGGCGAUCUCGUCGAGCGUUACUGCAUAUGGUCGAGUCAUGAUCGAGGAAACCAAGAUGCGUGUUGAGGAAAAGUUCACAAUUGCAAACGGUUUUGAGCAUGACGCACAAGUCAUAUACGGAGAUACAGAUUCCGUCAUGGUCAAAUUUGGAGUUAAAACGGUUGCGGAGGCCAUGAAGCUUGGCCGUGAAGCGGCGGAUUAUGUAACAAGCCAUUUCCAGAAGCCGAUCAACUUAGAUUUUGAAAAGGUAUACUUUCCGUAUUUGUUGAUCAACAAAAAGCGGUAUGCGGGUCUAUAUUGGACCAAUCCGACGAAACAUGACAAGAUGGAUACUAAGGGUAUUGAGACCGUUCGACGAGACAGUUGCCGUUUGGUUUCCAGUGUUAUUGAAACUUGCUUGAAAAAGAUCCUGAUAGACAGGGAUGUGAAGGCUGCAGAAGAGUAUACAAAAGGUGUCAUUGCCGAUCUGCUUCAGAACAAGGUGGACUUGUCACAGCUAGUCAUCUCAAAGGCUCUUGGGAAAGCAGAGUAUGCUGCCAAGCAGGCCCAUAAUGAGCUUGCUGCAAGAAUGCGAAAGCGUGAUGCAGGUUCAGCCCCGGCGCUCGGCGAUCGUGUAGCAUACGUAAUUAUCAAAGGAACUAAAGAUGCCGCGGCGUACGAGAAAGCGGAAGAUCCCAUCUACGUACUGGAGAAUAAUAUACCCAUUGACACAAAGUACUAUCUGGAGAACCAGCUGUCAAAACCCCUCAUGCGAAUCUUUGAACCAAUUUUGGGUUCCAAGGCACAGACGUUGCUCUCGGGCGACCACACCCGAGUGAUAUCUGUCGCUGCCCCAACAAUUGGAGGCUUAAUGAAGUUUGCAGUGAAAACGGCCACUUGCCUGGGGUGCAAAACUCCUUUGAAGAAGAAUGAGUCCGCUGUUUGCCACCACUGCAAACCUCGCGUUGGGGAACUCUAUCAAAGACAGCUGGAUUCUGUCAGUGAUCUCGAAGUCAAAUUUGCCCGACUAUGGACUCAGUGUCAAAGAUGCCAAGGAAGCUUGCACCAAGAUGUCAUCUGCACGGCGCAGGACUGUCCGAUUUUUUACAUGCGAAAGAAAGUGCAAAAGGACAUGAAGGAUUCCUCGAUGGUUCUAGACAGGUUUAAUUAUGCUUGGUGAAGUGUACAUGGGAUGCUAUUCAAUGGAAACGUUGGGUUCUGACGAUCAGAUAGAUGGCAUAAUUGUUGGGCUUGUAUUUUCCUUAGUUUGAAUUUGUAUAUUUCGCCAUCUAUAUGUAAUUAUGUCAAUGGGAAUUUACGUUGAAUGCAGAAUCAACGAUAUAUGCUGA